This is a messenger RNA of Fomitiporia mediterranea MF3/22, 4979 nucleotides long. RefSeq lists its product as uncharacterized. Gene Ontology annotation, cellular component: mediator complex. Gene Ontology annotation, biological process: regulation of transcription by RNA polymerase II. Gene Ontology annotation, molecular function: transcription coregulator activity. The transcript has 16 exons. Bases 78 to 4979 code for a protein of 1633 amino acids. NCBI's taxonomy places the organism in Eukaryota, Fungi, Basidiomycota, Agaricomycetes, Hymenochaetales, Hymenochaetaceae. The record is from RefSeq and is a predicted model, not a curated record.
CUCAGUCUCAGGAUGCUAUCAUCAAACUGCAUCACACGAAUGUGACUCAAAUAUCCGAAUAACUUGUACCACCAGACAUGGCCAACAAAGAUCAACGCAGCGACCAUGGGAAACCGUCGAUCUAUGAGUGUAUCCCUCCAGAAUGGCUCCCAAAGACUUCAAACUCUGCUGACCUUGGAUUUAUAAACUUCUUCCCUCCGAGGCCCUCCGAGGAUGCAGAGGUGCUUACGGAGGCAAAUAUCAAACAUGGAUUUGUGCUCAAGAACGCGAUUCCUGCAGAAACAUAUACUGCCAAGACCAGGCAGAUCAAGGAACUCAAGGAAGGCGAUUUGGUCCAUGAGUUGGAAGACUUUAUGAACCAGAUUUUCCAACGACGCGCGGAAAACUUAGCUCAGAUUCCAUCAUCUACCUUCCGAAUACCCUCUCGAGCUACGUUGAAUGAGACAAAAAGAAAAGCAUGGUUCAGCGAUCUCGCAAAUCCUGACGUUCCUCUGUACAAACUCAGCAAGAGCAUACCGCAUGGUGUUAGAGGAAAUGACCUGCUGGAUACGCUUCACGUAAAUAAUGUUGCGAUCCCGAGAGCGGUGUGGUUUGUUAGGGUAUUCGGAAACAACGAGACGGCUGGAUUGCGAAACAAGCCAAAUUAUAACCCGAUGCAAUACAGCGUUGAAUGGGCGAAUGUCAUGACCGGCUAUCUCAAGAAGCAGUUGUUCGAGAUCGCGCUACCGAGCGCACCGAGGCCAGGUCUAAAUAUCAAGCAAACUUUCAAGGGUGUUCUUGGUGAUCCUGAAUCUCGAGAACGCUGGGUAUCUAAAUUCGCCUACUCAUUAGACCUACUUCGAGCGUUCUAUACGGAGUCCAUGGUUGACCAUACUACAUUCCUUUCAUGGCUUGUUCAGAUAAUGAGCAGCUGUAACCUCGCUCAGGCUGGCUUCAUUGCUCGUCUCGCAGAUGAUUACUUAUCUGAUAUGGGAUCAUGCCGAGCUCUUGUCAAGCCGUUCAUUGACGCCUGCUUGGUAAAGCUACAAGACAUUUCAAAUAGUCCCUCAAAAGAAACGUUAGUCGAUCUUCAAGCGCGGAUUGAAAAUUUGCUUCGGCGUUCCUUCCUCGCGGCACCGACAUCCUUUGUUAGCCCUUCAACAUGGAAAACACACUCAGAAAUCAUCCGGACGGUGCUAACAGGAGAUGACCCUAUCUGGAGUUCUUCCGAAGGACAAACAAAACAAAACCUUCGAUUGCUCAUUCGCGAGACGUUAUUGGAUAUCGAAAAACGAAACGAAGCCAUGUUAUUCAGAUCAAGUGCCCAGCAAGCAAGUGGAUCACUUCGAUCAAUGGUCUCAGACGUCAAGCUCCUGAAUGCUAUCUCAAGCACGACGGAAUUAAGUUCUGUUACGUACUUUGAUCCGCGUAACGAGAAUCAGUCUGUGAACUUCUCCCAAAAGCUUUUCCUACUUCUUUCCUGGAGCGUUUGCUACUUACAAUAUGGAGAUCACCGUCCAUACGCGGCAGCCACCCUGCUGCGCCAUUGGCGCGACAAGGCCGAGGAGCGCGCUUGUAGACGUGAUAUCGCUCCACCUAACGAACUGAUUCAGGAUGGUUUGUUCGACUGGUUGGACAGAGACGAAAAGGCUCGCGACGAACGUAAUCAGUCUAUGGUUUCCCUAUUAUUCGGGGAGUUGAUCCAGAAAGGGCUGUUUUCUUAUGAUCAAUACAUCCAGAGGAUAAUCGCAAGAGGAGAAACGGGCCUGUCGUUCAAUGAGGAACACGGAUCAUGUCACAGAAUGUUUCUUCGAGUCAUUCCCUUGUAUAGGUCAGACCCGGCCCUUGUUAGUCAGCGAAAGUUAGCACUGUAUGGCGUGAGAGCGCGUACCAUUCCGGAAGAUCAAGUCGAGAGAGAUUUGAAGAACCAGCUUAUCGAGAUUCUUCCAGAAGUAUUCAAAGGAGAGGCAGCUCCGAUGCCAAAAUCGUCACUCCCCUCUGAUUCUGUUCUGCGUAAUGCAGUGCGUUACGAACAGAUACGAGUCGUCAAACAAUGGUUCAUGCCGAAUGUUCGGAAGUUUCUCAUGAGCACAAUCGCACAGAUGCCCGAAGACUCGAACACCGUUCUUCGAGUUUAUUGCGUCGUUAUCGAAUGUUUGGACGUCAUGCGUUGUUACAGGACUGCUCUAGAGUUUACUUUGGACGUCCUCAAGAUGACGACAACAACCGAUCUCCUGCUAGCCAUUGUUGAUUACCUUAGGCGUGGCCUUCUGUUAUGGGUCUGCAUGGAUGUCAUGUCUGCAAUUGCUUCAGCCUUGCUAGACGCUCACCAAACAUGGAAAGCACGGGGAAUUCAUAUCAGGUGCCUUGUUAACCUUCUUCUGGACGUGGAUGAUGGAAAGUACCUUGACUGCGUCUCUCGUCAACAUGUCAUAGAGGAGGCGGGUCACUACGCUCAGGUUCUUUGUCCUGUGGACGAAACUGCAGGUCUCGUGCCACAGGAUUUACCUGAGGUAUCUCUGCUGUUACAAGACCAGAAUCCAGACACGCCAUCUAGUCUCGCCAAUUCACUCUGGUAUAAAUAUCGUGCAUCGGCAGAUUGGGCUUAUGUUGUCUGGGUCAACGCUGUUGGACAUCUUAAGCUGAUCCCGACCACGAUCUCAGAUGUCUCUGAACAGCGUGUAUAUGCCCUUCGGUUUGCUAGCUUCCUUCUGCACGUCGAUUUGCAUUCAGCCGACGGUAUUGAUGGUCAUAUACUGGAAUGGUUUGCCGGUCCUGGACUUGACGAAGUCAAACCUCUAUCAUACGAGUCCUGGAACGUCAUCAACAUUGUUUUACUGCAUCUUGCAGUUCAUGGUGCUGUCAAGAUUGCAACUCUUUUGCAUGGCAUCGUCUAUCCAGCAUGGAAAAUAGGUUCUUUGAUAGAAAGUCAGGAGCAAUUCGAAGAAAACCAAGUUUUCUUACGCGCGGCGAACACUUUAUGUCGUCUCUUACUUGUCGAACAGAUCACUGUCUCAGAAAAUGACCUUCCUCCAUCCGACCUGAUGGAAAUGCAAAGACUCAAGACCAGACGAAGAGACGUCUACGCCGAUGGGAACUUUCAAAUUCUCGUUGAGAACGUUCCGGCUUUAGUCUUCAUUGAACACAAUGAACAUGUCGAGGAUACAUUCCGGGAUCAGGUGGCUGAACUUCGCUGCUCACUAUUUUGCAAGGACAAUUUCAGACUUGGAGCAGCACGAAACGUUGGUACAGUCGUUGGAGCCUUCGCGAACCCUUUGUACCCCAAAGCACUUCAAGAGAGUAUGCACGACCCACUAAUACGGGCCUUGCGGCUCAUCUUCAACGACGAGGAAGGCGAUGACCGGACGCACGUAACUUCUCUUCUGAGUCCAUGGAAGCUGUCUGCAACCGCAGCUAUCACUUCCUUUGUGCUCCAGCAAAUCGGUCAGCGAUUGGAGAAUCCGUCUACGCAGGAGCAAGCAAAGGUCGAACUGGCUAAGCUUGCAAGCAGGCUGAUGCAGAAUUCGGUAACGUCACAAGAGGCCGAGUUCGUCUCUGAGAUGGCCAAGGGAGUGAGUGGUGAUGUCGCAGGAGCGUUUGUUAAUAACGGUCUCCGGCGCAUCGCGAGGAUUUUUAGUGAAAUAAAUAUCGACGAACCGGAAGUGUUAGCGACUCUUCCCGCGAAGGCGGGUCAUUUUCUCAACCUUCUAAGCACGAUUAUGCAACCGUUCCGGCACUCAUCCAUGCCGCUCCCGUCGCUCGAUCAGGAAAUCCAGGAUUCCCUGGUUGCGAGCCUGUCGACCAAGCUGUCGGAUCUUGAAGCAGUGAUCCGUAACCGAAUUCAAGAUGACAAGGAGAGACACCGAGUUUCCGCCUUGCUUACCGAUGCGGUUCUCUUCUUAGCCAGGUUGCUUCAAUUUGACCUCGGAUUUCCAGGAGCCUGGACAAAGACGAUGAAAGAUGCAGCUAGCCGGAUCACGGAGACCAUGCUCCGACUUGCUAUUACCUAUGGAAGUCCUUUGACAAACCCCGUUGCGUUCACCUUGUUGCUCGACACUGCAUGUUAUAUCUUUGAUGAGCAACCGAUGGACCCACGUCAUUCUGGUGACCUGUUUCAGCAUUGUCCAUCAACAGAUAGUCUGUUGACCUCAGAGAAUCUACCCACGGAAUUUCAUAAUCUUGUCAGAACACUUGACAAGCACGCUCCGCAAUAUUCACUCACCUCUGACUUGGUAUACGUGUCGAAGGACGCGGAUGGAAACCUUCAGUACGGCUCGCCAGUACAUAUGAGGCCAUGGGAAUGGAUCGAAAGUCUGGGAGAUCCUCCACUGACUGAUACGAAAGAUAUUCAAAAGGAAGCAGAAGAGAAAGAACGCCGAGGGUCUCGGUAUCUUAUACGGAACAAUACUAGCAUACCUCUUGAGAUGUUUGGGGCACGAGUAGUAGGCGAGGGCGUUCGUCAUCUUGAUGCCAAUUCCACAGAACCGAAAAGCAGAAGUGUUGAAGAACUUCGAAAUAUCUUUGAGGAUGACAUUGCCGCGGAAAGUAGUUAUGAGCGAGACUGGAGGGAAAGUCGAGUCGGCCUAGUCGGCUUAGGCGAACUGGCUGAAGGCAGUCGGUCUCGUGGAGAGGCAGACGGUGCACUAGAACAUGCACACCGGAGGGGGACUCCGAGUUCGCGUCAUGGAUCCCCGUCGCUAUCGGUACAUACGAGUCAUGGAGCAAGCACCUCCGCCGCUGGGCCAUCAUCGGCAGCGUCUUCCCUGCGCCGUACGCAGAGUCCAGCACUAACAGGGAAAGGUGAAGCCAUGGAGGUCGAUCCUCCGCCAUCCGCCGGUGGAAGCAUGACUGGAAAACGAAAAGCAUCGUCAGCAGGACUUGAAGACGGAGAGCUCGAUUCUAUUGCAGACGGCAGUUUGAAUAAGGGAAGGGGUAAAGCCACUGCUGAGAAGGGUGUUUCUUCGAAGAUUUUGGGGAGAUCGACCAAGAAGAAAAGAUGA